CUACCUAUUGGGACUUCUAGGGUUUGGUGUCGUUCUUAGUCUUUCGAUCUGAUUGGAGCUCUAGCGGUGGCGAUGGCUGCGGCGACGGUGGAAUCGGUGCAGUGCUUCGGGCGGAAGAAGACGGCGGUAGCGGUGGCGCACUGCAAGCGCGGGCGCGGGCUGAUCAAGGUGAAUGGGGUGCCUAUCGAGCUGGUGAAGCCGGAGAUCCUCCGCCUCAAGGCCUUCGAGCCCGUCCUCCUUCUCGGGCGGCAGCGCUUCAUGGGUGUCGACCUCCGCAUCCGCGUGCGCGGUGGUGGCAAGACCUCCCAGAUAUACGCCAUCCGCCAGAGCAUCGCCAAGGCUAUCGUAGCUUUCAAUCAGAAGUACGUUGAUGAGCAGUCCAAGAAGGAGAUCAAAGACAUCCUUGUCCGCUAUGACCGUACACUCCUCGUUGCCGAUCCCCGCCGCUGCGAGCCCAAGAAGUUCGGUGGCCGGGGCGCUCGUGCCCGCUUCCAGAAGUCUUACCGUUAGAUCAUUGGGGGUAAAAGAAGUUGCACCUUGUCUAAAUUUGAGGCUAUAAAAGUUGGUUCAAGCACAAAUCUCUUGAGAGCUAUCUUGAGAGCAGGUGUAUCAGACUCUUCUGUUGAAGAGCUUAUAAAGGCUUCUUAUUUUCUACAGGCAAGUGCACAUUGUACCUUUAUGAUGAAAGUAUCAUCAUCUAUGCCCUUGAAACAAAAUAUUACUUCUGAAUUUACCAUGAUAACCUUGAUUCCACCAAAUGUAAUCAUGUUUACGAUAUAUAUAUAUAUAUAUAUAUAUAUAUAUAUAUAUAUAUAUAUGUUGUCACUUGUGAAUGCAAUUUGGCUUAGUAUGCAGGUGGUGAUUUGGAGGCAAGUAGGAAUUAAGAAAAGGGGAAAGGAACUCACACUAGAGGAAAAAUGUACGUACGCCCUACACUUGGCACUUGAUGGGUUCGUCCAAUCAUGUGGUCGACCUCUCGCACGUAGCGUCGGCGACUGGCACGUGACUUCCCAUCCCCCACAGCGCGAGGUGUCGCCGCCCCUUACGGCGUCAGCCGCCUUGAGGACAUUCCGUUCGUGGAGCUCCUCACCACUUUCGUGGCGCGUCCUUCGCGCGGGCUGGGACGACGCGUGCAUGACCCGACGUGUCUGGACGCUCCGCCACCCGCAUACGACCCCCAGUCCUCGUCCGUUGGAUCGCAGGCCGCACGAAGAUCUCGCAUGCGGAUGUCUGCGAAGGCCAAUGAAACGCCUCCGCGUGGCGGGUCUCUUCUCUAUAAAUAACGACCCAGAGCGAUAUCGCUUCUGCCCCUAACGGAUUCAGGCCGAGCGAAGCCCUUCGUUUGUAGAGAAGUUUAAGGUGAAGGAGGGGAACGGCUCUCUGCAAAAUAUGUUUAUAGAGAAGUUUAAGGUGGAGAGCCCCAACGUGCGGUACGCGGAGGACGAGAUCGAGGCGGUGUACCA
Musa acuminata AAA Group (dessert banana) is the source of this 1463-nucleotide messenger RNA. RefSeq names its product small ribosomal subunit protein uS9-like. Gene Ontology annotation, molecular function: structural constituent of ribosome; RNA binding. The transcript is spliced from 2 exons. Gene Ontology annotation, cellular component: cytosolic small ribosomal subunit; ribosome. The record is from RefSeq and is a predicted model, not a curated record. The coding region runs from base 73 to 510 and encodes 145 amino acids. NCBI's taxonomy places the organism in Eukaryota, Viridiplantae, Streptophyta, Magnoliopsida, Zingiberales, Musaceae. Gene Ontology annotation, biological process: translation; maturation of SSU-rRNA from tricistronic rRNA transcript (SSU-rRNA, 5.8S rRNA, LSU-rRNA).